AUGUCACUUCAGGAGAAGCGACAGGAGUACAAGUGUGGAGACUCAUAUGUGACAUUAGCUGAUAUUCCGCCCUGGUCAAAGAGUGCCAGAACCCGAGAGGGCCAGGACAUCUCCCCCACGUCAGCUAUUAAUGAGAAGAUAUCCAUCUUCCAGGGCGACAUCACCAAGUUGGAGAUUGACGCCAUUGUGAAUGCCGCGAACGCCCGACUAGCUGGAGGCGGAGGAGUCGACGGAUUCAUCCACCGAGGAGCCGGAGCAGUAGACCUUCAGGCGGAGUGCCAAUCGCUGGGUGGCUGUGAGACGGGCCAGUGCAAGAUGACCGGUGGCUACCGGUUGCCGGCAAAAUACAUCAUUCACUGUGUUGGUCCAAUUGGCGAGAAACCUGAGCUCCUCGCGUCUUGCUACAAGAACGCACUCGAUACCCUGAAGGCAGCAAAACUGCGAACCAUCGCAUUUCCCUGCAUUUCGACCGGCGUCUACGGGUACCCAAAUGAUAAUGCGGCUGAUGUAGUCCUGAAGACGGUGAAAACGUGGCUGGAAGAUUCUGCGAACCAGGCAGCGGUCGAUCGUAUCAUCUUCGCCCUCUUCCUCGACCGUGAUCUUGAGGCCUACAAGGAACGAUUGCCCCGCUACUUUCCACAGUAA
Messenger RNA from Rhagoletis zephyria (snowberry fruit fly), 645 nucleotides. The record is from RefSeq and is a predicted model, not a curated record. NCBI's taxonomy places the organism in Eukaryota, Metazoa, Arthropoda, Insecta, Diptera, Tephritidae.